Vicia villosa (hairy vetch) is the source of this 6488-nucleotide messenger RNA. RefSeq lists its product as uncharacterized. Bases 5025 to 6281 code for a protein of 418 amino acids. Lineage: Eukaryota; Viridiplantae; Streptophyta; Magnoliopsida; Fabales; Fabaceae. The transcript is spliced from 9 exons. The record is from RefSeq and is a predicted model, not a curated record.
UGCAAGUUCACCUAAACGCUUCAUCGCUUCAGUUUCACCCAGUUUCUUCGUUUCUUCAUCGUUUCAAAGCUUAAGAAAAACAAAAACCCUAAAUGCAUCUCAAAAUCGCUUCAGAUUCAACGCAGAGUUCAUCCUCAAAUGCAAGUUUCAGUUCAUCGCUUUCAACGCUUUUGAAAAACAAAAUCCCUAAACGCAUCUUAAAAUCGCUUCAUAUUCAUCGCUUUCUCAUCGUUUCAGUUCAUCGCUUCUCAAAAUUGCUUUCUCAUCGCUUUCUCAUCGUUUCAGAUGUUUUAAUCAGAAUGGUAUUGUAGUUGAAUGUGACUGGAGCCGUAACGACGUGACUGGAGUUCAGUUUCUUCCAAUCAGCUCACCAGACCCUUCUUUACCUUUCUCUUUUCUCAAUUUUUGAAAAGAAUCCCUAAAUUGGAGUUUCGAUUUCUUCCGUCUGAACCGACAAGGACUUCAUCAUCGUCACGGUUAGAUUUCUUAUGUUUUAGUUUCGAUUCUCUUUACUGCGGUUGAUAGUCAUCGUUUCUUUGCUACUGUACCAUACAAACUUGUAUAAGAUAUUUGACUAUGUUUUAGUAUGUAGUUUUUUAAAUUGCUUUCAUGUACAAAUUGUGUUGGUUGCGUGUUGUAUUCAUUUCUGACGCAAAGAGGGUUCCUUGGAUUUAAUCUUUAGUACUUUGAGAAAUAGAUAAAUCUCUUUGGAAAAGAUAAACUUAUGUUUGUUUUUAAUGUAGAAAAUGGAUCGAAGUUGGAUGUAUGAUAGAGUAAACUCCGAUAGGUAUGGUUUGAAAGAUGAAUUUGUUAGUGGAGUUGAAGAUUUUGUCAAUAAAGCCAUGAAUCGACCACAAUUUUUAGACGAGGGGGGAUAAGGUGUCCUUGUGUAAAAUGCGUCUCCAUUCUCUUGAAGACGCCUAAUGUGGUCAAACAUCACUUGUACAAAUAUGGUUUUUUUCCCAACUAUUAUACAUGGAUUGAUCAUGGAGAAGCGAAUCAAAGUUUGGACAUUGAUGGUCAUUCUAGUAGCGGCGGGAAUACUAGUCGAGAUAAUACAGGUGAUGAAGAACAAUUUGAUGCAAUGAAUGAAAUGAUCUCUGAUGUUUUCAGGCCAUCUGUUAAUGCCCCAAAUGUGAAUGCUGAUAUGGAAAAUGAAAUAGUUAGUGAGGGUGAGGUACCAAAUGAAAAAGCUCAACAAUUUUAUGAUGAAUUGAUCUCUGCAAACCAACCGAUUUAUGAGGGAGCUUCUGAAUCCAGACUAUCUAUUUCAGUUAAGCUAUUGGGUGCCAUGUCUAAUUGGCAUGUUCCUCAAAAGGCCAUGGAUUUUUUCUCCCAAAUGCUAAUCGAUGUUUGUCCAACUAAAGGAUGCUUACUUGAAAAAUAUUACCAAGUGAAGAAGUUGGUGUCUAAGUUAGGAUUAGAGGUUGAGAAAAUUGAUUGUUGUGUGAAUGGAUGCUUAUUAUAUUUUAAAGAAGAUAGAACUUUAACUCAAUGUAGAGUUUGUGGAGCUGCUAGGUAUGUUCCACGAAAGUGUGGAAUGGGAAAAUACAAAGAUGUGGCAGUGAAGAGAAUGUUCUAUUUUCCGAUCAUUCCUAGGUUACAACGACUUUUUGCUUCAAAGGAAUCUACAGCUCAAAUGAGAUGGCAUCGUGAGAACCCCAGCGAUCCAAAUAUUUUACGUCACCCAUCUGAUGGAAAAGCAUGGAAACACUUCGAUGAAGUUUAUCCCGAUUAUGCUAGUGACCCAAGAAAUGUAAGAUUGGGUUUAUGUACGGAUGGGUUUACCCCUUACAUUCAAGCCUCUAGUACUCCAUAUUCAUGCUGGCCGAUAAUAGUCACACCCUACAUUCUCCCUCCCGAAAUGUGCAUGACCAAACCACACUUGUUCUUGACUUGUCUUGUACGUGGACCGUAUAAUCCGAAAGCUAAAAUAGAUGUCUACUUGCAACCUUUGAUAGAUGAUUUGUAGCGCUUGUGGAGAGAUGGCAUUGUGACUUAUGAUAUCUCUAUGCAACAAAAUUUUGUAAUGAGAGCGCAUUUAAUGUGGACGAUCAAUGAUUUUCCAGCAUAUGGUAUGUUGUCUGGAUGGGGGACACAAGGUAGAUUAGCAUGCCCUUAUUGCAUGGACAGUACAGAUGCUUUCACCUUAAGAUAUGGUGGAUAAAGUUGUUGGUUUGAUUGUCAUCGUAGGUUUUUACCAAUGGAUCAUCCGUUUAGAAAAAGUAAAAAAAGAUUUGCAAAAGACACGAUUAAGAAAAAAAAAACCACCAUAUAUGUUUACCGGCCAUGAUGUCUUGGAAGCAGUUCGUGAUUUUCCAAAAGUUACAGACAGUGAUUGGGCCUCCAAAUUUCCAGGGUAUGGCAAAAAACAUAAUUGGAUCAAAAGAAGUAUAUUUUGGGAUCUUCCAUAUUGGAAGGGCAACUUGUUAAGGCACAACCUUGAUGUGAUGCACAUAGAGAAAAAUGUAUUUGAUAAUGUGUUUUACACUGUCAUGAAUGAUCCUACAAAAACAAAGGACAAUGAGAAAGCAAGAUUGGAUUUACCUCUUAAUUGUUUACGCGGGGAUUUAGAGAUGGUUACUCUACCUAAUGGAAAGAUGGCUAAGCCAAAGGCAAAUUUUCUUUGACAUCUGAAGAGGCAAAGUUAGUAUGUAGAUGGAUUAAGGAACUAAAAAUGCCCGAUGGUUAUGCCUCGAAUCUUUCUAGGUGUGCUGAUGUCACCAAGGGUAGGAUGAAGGGGAUGAAAAGCCACGACUGUCAUGUUUUCAUGGAGUGUUUUCUUCCAAUUGCUUUUCGUUCCUUGCCUCCCGAGAUAUGGAAGCCGCUAACUGAGUUAAGUCGUUUUUUCAAAGACUUGUGUUGUAAUACGUUGAAGUUGGAAGACCUUGUUAGGUUGGAACAGAACAUUACCAUCAUCAUAUGCAAGCUUGAAAGAAUUUUUCCUCCAGGUUUCUUUGACUCAAUGGAACAUCUCCCGAUUCACCUACCUAAUGAAGCAAUCCUUGGUGGUCCUGUGCAAUAUCGUUGGACGUAUCCAUUUGAAAGAUUGAUGGGAGACUUCAAGCGUUCGGUGAAAAAUAAAGCUAGGGUCGAAGGUUCAAUAUGCACUGCCUACUUGCACCGUGAAACUACUCAUUUUUCUCUCACUAUUUCAAGACCUUUAGUUUGUUUCCAAGUACAAGUUUAAGGAAUGAUCCUCGACCAGAUCAUGAGAAUUCCCAACCAACACUUUCAAUUUUUAGCAAAUGUGGCCAUCCUAGUGGAAAAUCUCGUGACUAUUGGGUGAUUGAUAAGGAAUGGAAGUCUGCUCACGUGCACGUCCUAAUCAAUUGUGACGAGGUUAAACCGUAUCUCGAGUAAGUACAUUUUUUUAAUACAACUGUGUUGUUGUCAACCAUUUUGGAUAUAUAUACUCAUAAAUUUAAUGGCCUGUGUCAGAAUAUUCAUGCAAUAUCAUUCUAUCAAUGAGGAUGAUGCUUCUGGUCUUAUACACGAGCAAUUUCCUUCAUGGCUAAAGGACUAUGUUAGUAUAUUUCUCACCAUUUAUAUUAUGUGGUUGACAAUAAACUAUCUCUAAGGUUAGAUGUAUUUUUUAGGUGAAUGAUGAGAGGAAUGGAACAACUAGUCCACACAUGAAGGCAUUAGCUCUUGGUCCAAAUCCGAAGGCAACAUCAUGGAACAUAUACUUUGUUAAUGGGUACAAGUUUCACACUCAAGAAUGGAGUCAUGGUAAAAAGACUACUAAUUGUGGGGUAUAUGUUAAAGGUCUUACAAAUGGAGGAGAAAACGAUUUUUAUGGCAUCAUCUAACGUAUCCUUCAAUUGGAAUACAUUGGCUUUAGCAACAAGAUUGCUCUAUUUUAUUGUGAUUGGUUUAAUCCAACAAAUAAUAGUGGCACAAAAGUUAUUACUGAGUACAAUAUUGUUGACAUUAAGAUGAAUAAGCGAUAUCGUCAGUAUGACCCGUUCAUUCUUGCACAAGAAGCAAAACAGGUGUAUUAUGUCCCUUAUCCAGAAACGUGUAGAAAUAUGCGUGGAUGGUGUUCAGCAAUCACCACAAAACCAAGGGGUUAUGUCGAGAUAGACAACACCGUGGAUGAAAUACCUUAUCAAUCCAAAGAUAUGUUACCAGUUGUGCCUAUUACAGAAGUUGAACAAAUACGUGGUUUAGCCGAUGGGGGGUUAAUUAACGACGAGGUUGAGAUAACAAUGACAACUGACCCAAUGACUCAAGAUUAAGAGAACCUUUUAUCUUGUGUUUCUAUAUUUUUAUUUUGUUGGUUAGUAGAGAUUUGAAAGAACAUUUUAAUAGAGAUAAGUAGUUCAUAAUCUUUUCAUGUUUUAGUUUCUUUGUAUUAAAUUUUGUUUAAUUGUAGGACUUGAUGCCGCAAUUCCAUUUACUAAAUUUUGUUUAAUUGUAGGACUUGUUUAAUUGUGGAUCCUGCUGCCGCAAUUUUAUUUACUACAUUUUAUUUAAUUGUAGGACUUGUUUAAUUGUGGUUCCUAUUGCUGUUUUAACUUAUUAGAAUUGCGAAAAUGUUAUGAUAUACUAAUGAUCUGAUAUACUAAGUGUAUACUAAUGAUGUGAUAUGUGAAAAUGUUAUAUAUAAAAUUUUAUUAUUGGCAGCUUUAUAGUUAGCUUCUAUUCAAAUGACUGGCCAAAACGGAAAGAGAAAAGCACCAUCGAGCACGACUAAUUUUGUUGACAGGUUAUGCCGUCAACGACAAAUUCCACCUGGAAGUAUUGCUAUAAAGAAUUUUCGCAUGGUCCAUAUGAAACAUGGUUCAAAGAACCCACCACCACCACCACCUACUCAGAGAAAACAUCCACUACCGAUUCAGUCAACUAAAACACCACCACCGAUUCAGACAAAUCCAACACCACCACCUUGGCAGCCUCCAUCAAAGACCUUGAAAACCCCAACACCGUCUCCUUCCCACCCUACUUCAAAGACUCAGACAAACCCACCACCACCACCAAUUUAGACAACCCCAACACCCUCUCCUUCCCAUCCUACUUCAAUGAAUCAGACAAACCCAACACCACCACCUAUUCAGACAAACCCAACACCGCCACCUGCUGAUCAGCCUGAACCAUCAAUCCCGACUUCUGAGGAAUUCAGAUUCAUUCCUACCCCGGGAUAUACUCAUCGUGUUUUACAAAUUCCUCCCCGUCACUCCACAGAAGAGGGCAGUCAAGAAGAGGGGGACCAAGCACUUUCUAAUGAGGAACAAGAAGAACAAGUUGAUGGGCAAAGACCGAAGAUCUAUAUUGUGGAAGAUACUGAGUUAAGUCCAGGAUAUCUUGUUGCCGAAAUGUGCAGAAAAGUUAUAGAAAAGCUUUACCGGGGUACUUUUUUUAAUUAUAGUGAGCUUAAAUGCGAGAAAAGAGAAAAAGAGAGAAAUGAAUGGUUCAACAUGUUUAAAUCGCUUGUAAGCUGGGACCGUUGCGAUGAUGCUAAAAUGGAAUACUUGUUUCAUAAAAGAUGUGUUGCACGACUGCGCGAUAUAUUGCAAAAGGCUAAAGAGAAAGCAUGCAAGCCGCCUUGGAUGGGUGUAGAUACAUGGAGGUUUCUUUUUGAGAAGUGGAAGACAAAAGAGUUCAAAGAUGUCUCCAAACAAAAUAAGACUAAUCGAUCAUCAAGUAGAGGUGGGGCAGUCCAUACGUCUGGCCGUAAAGCUCACCAUGAUGUUGCACUUGAAUUGGCUAAAAAACUCAAGCGACCCGCACAUCCGGAUGAGCUCUUCAUUGCCACCCAUAAAAAGAAGAAUGGGGAGUGGGUUGACGAGCGUGCAGCGACAACACAUGAAACAUAUGUGAGUAGUCUUACACAAGCCACACAAACUGGUAAUGAUGUGGAUGGAUCAACAAGAAUACAAAUGUGGAAAGACGUUGUCGGAGGUAAAACACGGGGUCGGUGUUAUGGAGUUGCACAAUUGGCGCACAACGUAAGAGAUGGAGUGAGCUUUUUGACACAAGUGUCUGUUACAAACCCCAAUAGAGAAGCAGAUAGCGAAGCCAUUGAGGCUGCCAGAGCUGAAGCUGCCGCUGCACGUGAAGAGGCUGCCAGAGCUGAAGCGGAAGCUGCACGAGCUAAUGCGCGGACAGAUGAAUUGGCAAAGCAAUUUGAAGAUCUUAGGAAAAUGUUUGAAAUGUUUCAGUCUCGUCAGCCGGGUUCUUCUAGUGCUCCUUCGAGUGAACAUGCUCAUUAUAACUACUCGGAGGAUGAGGAGGAUGAGGAAGAUGAUGUUGCUGAUGAUCAUGAUCAAAACGAGUAGGAUGAGGAAGAUGUUGCGGGAGGAUGUGUUAUGAUUAACCUUAUGUCUAGUUUGACUUAUAAGUAUACUUAUUUUGGUACACAUUGACAUGUGUUAGGACUGUAUUAUUUUGGUAACCUUAUGUAUUAGGAUUAUGUUAUUUUGUGGCAUGUGUUAGGAUUGUGUUAUUUUGGUAACCUUAUGUGUUAGAUUAUAAGUAAUGUAUCA